Penicillium cataractarum is the source of this 2127-nucleotide messenger RNA. Its product is annotated as Zn(II)2Cys6 transcription factor. NCBI's taxonomy places the organism in Eukaryota, Fungi, Ascomycota, Eurotiomycetes, Eurotiales, Aspergillaceae. Gene Ontology annotation, biological process: positive regulation of transcription by RNA polymerase II. Gene Ontology annotation, molecular function: transcription cis-regulatory region binding; zinc ion binding; DNA-binding transcription factor activity, RNA polymerase II-specific. The record is from RefSeq and is a predicted model, not a curated record. Bases 1 to 2127 code for a protein of 708 amino acids. Gene Ontology annotation, cellular component: nucleus. The transcript is spliced from 2 exons.
AUGGCAGGAAGAAUCGAACGCGCAGAGAUCAACUCACAUACUCGCUCCUUUACGGGCUGUAACACGUGUCGGAGUCGCCACGUCAAGUGCGAUGAAGGGCGCCCAACAUGUUCCAUGUGCGCCUAUUUCGGCCUGACCUGUGCUGGUUACGGAAAGAACAUCUUUUUCGACUCGAAGAAUCCAGACGCGAAGAUCCGAUUUCGAAGACCCUUGCUCACUGAAGAAGAACGCGAGCGUAUGAGCCAAUGGCUAGUCUCCAGUGCUCCACCCAAGUCAACAUUCCAACUGCUAUCUCGAAUCGACGAUGAGUGCGAGAACUCCGUCCCCUCGGGGGAGUUUCAACUAUCUCUCGGGCCUUUUGGCGUUUUCAAAGUGCAACCCGACCGUGCGAUCCAGAGUGCGACGCCCGACGAACCCGAGUCCUUGCCAAUCGAGGAAUUAGAAGAUCCUGGUACCGGUAGUCCAGAGCAGGACGACCUUCCUAUAAUGAGCUCUUUCCCUGUCGAUAUCGGAUUCUCGCAACUCUCGCCAUCGUUUAUGCAAUCCUUGCUAGAACCACCUGAGCAAAGACCGAACUCAAGCUCUCCAGAUCUACUAGAUUAUUUGAUGGACCAAGGCCACCUCGACGAGACAUCUUUAGUACAGCCCCAAAGAUACUCGCCCACUCAUUUGAUAUCCGAUUCAUAUUGUCACCCACAUAUAUCGCCCGACUUCCUAGCCCCCAGCCCAGAUUCGUCUGGUUCAGUUCCACAAGAUGCAGUCUUCUUGAUCAAACACUACUCUUCAACUGUUAUCAGUCUCAUGACACCUGUUCGGCAUAAGAAGACUCCUUGGCAUAUACUCUUCAUUCCCCAUGCCAAAGACUGUCUAGCCGCUCUAGCAUUGGGCGAGGACAUGAGCCAUGCCAGCCUUUGUAAUUUCUACGGAACCCUAGCCAUCAGCGCCUUCAGUCUAGGCGGCGUUUCUCGAUCAGAAACCUGGCUCGAACAAGGACAAAUGUACCUCCGAAAAGCACAGAACCACGCAAAGCUAAUGCUUUUAACCGCCUAUGAUAUCCCCAAGCCCGCCAAAUACAAGUCUAUAUUGAUGGCCAUCCUCACGAUGGUGCAAGUAUCCACCUUCUCCGGUAACCGAGACCAAGCAGAAGGGUACUUCCUGGAAGCAGAAAAGUUCAUUCGAUUGAAAGGACUAAAACGCAGAAAGUCACGAAAGGUACGCCUUUUACAUCACUGCUACGUUUUCGAGCGGAUGUUUCACGAAAGCGUUUUCGUCUGUGCUGCGAAUUCGUACCAACGGCAAAAUGUUCGCCGAGUGAUUGAGUCGAGCGGACUUGCACCUGCGAGCGUGGAUGGUCUCUCCUUCCGUUUAUACAAAUGGAAGAAUCUGCAUCAGGAGAUGCUUCGCGUGCGCGACCGGGAAGAAGGGGAGAAUGAUUUGCACCUUGAGCGCCCAGGGCUCUUCUCAGCCACCCUCUACCCCGAAAUCUUCGGCAUCCCGGAGGCCUGGCUUCUUCUUUUAUCUUGUGUGAUUCGCCUCGGGACAGAGAAAGAUGCCGCCGAAGAACAAUCCAACCCGAACGGCCUCAACCUGAAAGAUUUCAUCAACCGUGCAAAGGCCCUGGAAGACUACAUUAAUCAACUUCAACGUCCCAAUCAAGCGACAUUCACAUUUUCAUCACAACACUCCACCAUCGACGAACACAUUCUCGAGAACAUGCUCGAGGCAAUGCGCCUCGCCCUUGCCAUCUACUUCUACCGCCGAAUAUACGAUAUCAAUGCAUCCAUAUUGCAAGAAAAAGUAGUCGGAGUGCGCGACUGCCUGCUUCAAUGCGAAUAUGCCGAUUCAAGCGUAGUCCACGGUUCUGCAGGUUUUAUUUGGCCAGCCUUUAUUGCGGCCUGCGAGGCUGAAGAUCCGGACGUGCAAGAAUCAUUCGCGACGUGGUUUGAGAUUUCUGCGAGCCGAAGCGGGCUGUCUGGGUUCACACGGACUUUGAGCUCGAUUCGUAAGAUUUGGCAGGAGAAGCGUGGUGGAGGGUCUAGUAUGACUUGGUUGGAUUUGAUGAGGAAAGCGUUGCCAGUGCAGGAACACGGGGAGUGGGAGGGUUUAGUUGGAAGUAAGGAUAGUUGA